Molecule: messenger RNA, 2586 nt
Organism: Anopheles coluzzii
Lineage: Eukaryota; Metazoa; Arthropoda; Insecta; Diptera; Culicidae
Gene: Lztr1
Product: leucine-zipper-like transcriptional regulator 1 homolog
Exons: 5
Coding region: 126-2435 (769 amino acids)
Cellular component (GO): Golgi apparatus
Molecular function (GO): protein binding
Source: RefSeq, a predicted model, not a curated record
ACAGAACGGCAACAACAACAAAAAAGACAAAACUAUCGAUUUGUUGUGAACUUGAACUGGAGAAACAAAGCAUCGCAAAGUAGAACGGUAUUUACGCGAAUAGGCCAAGUACGAUCGCUCGAAGCAUGUCCACAGGGCGCUUCGUAUCGUCUGCGUCGAUCGGCAGCACCAGCACCUCCUCGAGCACGCAAAUAUCGGCCAAUGUGCCCAUCUCCAAUACGGCCAACAAGUGGAAACGGGAGAGCGAUUGCGAUGAAUUUGUGGGCGCCCGUCGCUCGAAGCACACGGUGGUGGCCUACAAGGAGGCAAUCUACGUCUUCGGCGGGGACAAUGGCAAGAACAUGCUGAACGAUUUGAUUCGCUUCGGCGUGAAAGACAAAUCGUGGGGCAGGGCGUUUGCUACCGGGACUCCUCCAGCGCCCCGAUACCACCAUUCGGCCGUCGUGCACGGUACGUCGAUGUUUGUCUUCGGAGGGUACACUGGCGAUAUUCACUCGAACUCGAAUCUCACCAACAAGAACGAUCUGUUCGAGUACAACUUCCAGAACGGGCAGUGGACGGAAUGGAAGUUUAUUGGGCGUACCCCGGUGGCACGCAGUGCUCACGGUGCGGCCGUUUACGACGGCAAGCUCUGGAUAUAUGCGGGCUAUGAUGGGAAUGCCCGUUUGAACGAUAUGUGGACCAUUCGACUGACGGGUGAAACGCAUCAAUGGGAAGAGGUGGAACAGAAAGGAGAUCGACCACCGACCUGCUGUAAUUUCCCUGUGGCCGUUGCCCGCGGCUGUAUGUACGUGUUUUCCGGUCAAAGUGGACUGCAAAUUACCAACACACUGUUUCAGUUUAACUUCAAAGAUAAAACCUGGAGACGAAUAUCGACGGAACAUAUACUUCGUGGUGCUCCACCACCGCCCGCCCGUCGGUACGGCCACACGAUGGUACACCACGAUCGCUUUCUGUACGUGUUCGGAGGGGCGGCUGACUCGACGCUCCCCAACGAUCUGCACUGCUACGAUCUGGACAGCCAGAUAUGGUCGACUGUAACACCUGCGCCGGAAUCGCAAAUUCCGAGCGGUCGGCUAUUCCACGCAGCAGCCGUUAUCGGCGACGCAAUGUACAUCUUUGGCGGUACGAUCGAUAAUAACGUACGCAGCGGCGACACGUACCGCUUCCAGUUCUCCAGCUAUCCCAAGUGCACACUGCACGAUGACUUUGGGAAGUUUUUACAGAAUCGGCAAUUUUGUGACGUUCAGUUCAUCGUCGGCACGGAGGAGGUAAAAAUUUCCGCCCACAUUGCAAUGAUAGUGGCCCGGUCGCAGUUUUUACGGUCGAAAAUUUUGGCUGCUCGGGAUGCGCGUAAUUUACACUUCGAAAAACUGUUUGGAACGACCGAUGUACGAUUGGCGGAGCAGCCGAUACUGGAAGUUCAAUUGCCGGAUGCACAACCGGAAGCGUUCGAGAUAGUGCUUAACUAUAUCUAUACCGAUCGGAUUGUAUUUAAGGACCCAUUCAGCCACAAACUCGUACUCAUCAUGAUGGAUGUUUAUCAGCUUGCGGUGCAGUUUAACAUUCCCCGUUUGGAGCAGCUUUGCGUGCAGUAUCUGGAGUUUAAAAUUUCAAAGUUAAACGUCCUCGAUGCGCUGUACAACGCGGACCGCAUGGGACUAACGCUUAUCAAGGAUUACUGUCUCGGGUUCAUCGUGAAGGAGGAUCAUUUCUACAACAUCGUAAUGUCGGCCGAAUUUGCUGCCCUGGACAAACCACUGAUCGUGGAAAUCAUUCGCAAGCGGCUUAACCCGAGCAAGCACACCACGGACAUGAAGUAUGACAAAACGAUCGGCACAACGCUCGAGAGUGACAUGGCCGUGUUUCUCAAAUCGGGUGGCAAAGAGUUCUGUGACAUUAAUUUGGUGCUGGAGGAGAAAAUCAUACCGGCCCACAAAUCCAUACUCGCUGCCCGUUGCACCUACUUCCAGGCGAUGUUCCGCUCGUUCAUGCCCGCGGACAACACGGUCAACAUACAGAUCGGCGAUAUUUCACCAUCGCUCGAGGCGUUCGAUUCGCUGCUCCGGUACAUCUACUACGGUGACACCAAGAUGCCACCGGAGGAUUCGCUCUACCUGUUUCAGGCGCCCUGCUUCUAUGGCUUCGCCAACAACCGGCUGCAGGCGUUCUGUAAGCACAAUCUGGAGAAUAACAUCACGUACGACAACGUGCUGCAGAUACUGGAAGCUUCGGACAAGAUGAACGUGCUGGACAUUAAGAACUACGCGCUCAAGAUGGUCGUGCACAACUUUAGCCAGGUGGCGAAGCUGCCGAAGAUGCAGGACCUGUCACGGGAGCUACUGCUGGACGUGAUAAUGGCAAUCGCUGACAUGAAGGUGGAAAACAAGCAGCGCAUCCACGACACAUUCAUCAGCCAGUACAACGAUAUUUGAGCUGAGUAAGUAGUACUGUGCUUGAUUUUACCUCCAGAUGUCUCUGUUACCUUUUUGCUCGCGUGGCAGUAAUUUAUUUACCGCAACUGUCGCACGCAUCAAAUAUGUUGCAAACUAUGAAGUAUAAUAAAAUUAUAUAUUGAUGGUUGUA